Molecule: messenger RNA, 2060 nt
Organism: Polyodon spathula (Mississippi paddlefish)
Lineage: Eukaryota; Metazoa; Chordata; Actinopteri; Acipenseriformes; Polyodontidae
Gene: dusp6
Product: dual specificity phosphatase 6
Exons: 3
Coding region: 504-1649 (381 amino acids)
Biological process (GO): positive regulation of apoptotic process; regulation of heart growth; negative regulation of ERK1 and ERK2 cascade
Cellular component (GO): cytoplasm; cytosol
Molecular function (GO): protein tyrosine/threonine phosphatase activity; MAP kinase tyrosine/serine/threonine phosphatase activity
Source: RefSeq, a predicted model, not a curated record
GGACACAGAUCUGUCAGGCAAGCCGGCAAAGAGACGUUAAAUUAAUUUACAAACUUCUUGAAAACAGACUAGCAAGGUUGCACAGCUUAAACUAGAGUUAGCAUUUCUAACAAUAACUUCGAAGGUAUUUGCAACAUCUCUUUCGGAUUUUCUUUUUUUUGCUUUGACUGCGAAAGCAUUAUGCAACUGGAAGGCAGAUCGGCAAGAGGCAUACUGCUAGGAACUGCCACAUACACUCAAUGAGUCAUUGUUAACUGCACUAGCAUGUAUGAGCUGCAGUGUGCGGCACCAGCAUCUGCAUUCUAAGAUCCACACUUUAGUUUCUCUAUUUUCUCUAAAGGACAGUUUGUUGUUUUUCUUAUUUGUGUUGUUUAAUUUGAUUCGGAAUCGAUUUUUUUUUAGAUUCAGGUGUACAGUUUCAAUGCUCCAGUACUACGUAGUGUGUAUAUUGGCCACCGGUAUACAUUCAUUUUUCUCUAUCGCCUGCAAAGUGAUUUUUACUAAUGCUAGAUAAACUGAAACCCGUUCAUUUCAAUUCGGUGAUAACGACAAUGAGCAAGACCGUGGGUUGGUUAAAGGAGCAGCUCCAGACAGGCAAUGAUAGCCUGCUGGUAAUGGACUGCCGAGCCCAGGAACUCUACCAGUCCUCGCAUGUCGAGGCAGCCAUAAACGUGGCCAUCCCCAGCCUCAUGCUUCGGCGACUUAAGAAGGGCAACCUGCCUAUCAAAUCGCUGUUAGCUAACGGGGAGGACAAGGAGAAAUUUGUCCGGAGGUGUAGGACAGACACAAUCGUGCUUUACGACGAGUACAGCUGCGAGUGGAAUGAGAACGUGGACGGAGACUCAGUGCUGGGGCUCCUGCUGAGGAGAAUGAAGGAUGAAGGCUACAGGGCUUUUUACUUGGAAGGCGGAUUUAAUACAUUUCAAGCAGAGUUUCCUGCACACUGCGAAACUAAUCUGGACAGCUCCUGCAGCAGCAGCUCUCCCACAACGCCAGUGCUUGGGUUAGGGGGGCUAAGAAUCAGCUCUGACUCCUCCGAUAUCGAAUCUGACAUUGACCGGGACCCCCACAGUGCCACCGACUCUGACGGCAGCCCCUUGUCCAAUACCCAGCCUUCUUUCCCCAUUGAGAUCCUGCCUCACCUCUACCUGGGAUGUGCCAAAGACUCCACCAACCUAGACAUUUUGGAAGAAUAUGGAAUUAAGUACAUCCUGAAUGUGACCCCGAAUCUCCCGAACCUGUUUGAGAAUGCUGGGGAGUUCAAGUACAAGCAGAUCCCUAUCUCCGAUCACUGGAGCCAGAACCUCUCUCAGUUCUUCCCGGAGGCAAUCAGCUUUAUUGAUGAAGCACGCAGCAAGAAGUGUGGUGUUUUAGUCCACUGCUUAGCUGGGAUCAGCCGUUCCGUUACAGUGACCGUGGCGUACCUGAUGCAGAAGCUAAACCUGUCCAUGAAUGACGCUUAUGAUAUAGUAAAAAUGAAGAAAUCUAACAUUUCCCCAAACUUCAAUUUCAUGGGCCAGCUGCUGGACUUUGAGAGGACCCUAGGAUUGAACAGUCCUUGUGAUAACCGAAUCACUACCCAGCCUCUCUACUUCUCUACUCCCACCAACCACAAUGUUUUCCAGCUCGACCCUCUCGAGUCCACGUGAGCACUGUCAGCCCUGACCUGCCAGUGACCGCUCUUGAAAUAUUUUUGUCUUUUUGUCAAGAACCUUGACAAGAUUGACAGAACUGGUCUGAUCUAACAGCUGUCGGAUGUGCUUACUGAAGAUGUGGGAGACUAAUCUAUGGAAGCAGCUGUAGCAGAGAGGAAGGGCCAUGACUCUUCUUUCUUUCUUUCUUUCUUUCUUUCUUUCUUUCUUUCUUUCUUUCUUUCUUUCUUUCUGUCUCUUGGACUGAGAACAUUUAAUUGUCCCAAAGGUUAGAAGAGAAGGUGGUGGUGCACAGUUGCAUGUGUGCAGUGGACUGGAAAACCAAGAAAUCCAAAGAGAUGUGGUUGGCUAACUGGACUUUUUUAAAAGCACUUGCGCCUACAAACUGAUUUUAGCUUUGGAUGUAUA